UCAGGUUUUUGGUUUAUAAACAUGAUUUUACUAAGAAAUGAGAUUGAGGAAGAUGUCAUUCUUAUAUAUAUAUAUUAAAAAGAAAAGAGAAAUCUCCUCCCACAGUCUCCCCUGUACAAAGCCAAAUAGAACGGAAUUAAGAGGAUCAUGGCAGACUACAGAAUGUUGUUUAUAAUCUAUAUGAAUAUGACAGGUCUGUGGCUGUUUUAAGUCUGUAAGUUAUGCACGCAGCCCAGAUGAUAUCAAAAGUAGACAUUUUUGGUAAGAAAAUCCAGGGAUCAUUCCGAAGUAAAAAAAAAAAAAAAAAAAAAACAGAGCAAGAAAAACAACCCUCACCACCCAUGAUUUUUGGGAGGUGGUCUAAUGGGUGCUGACGUGACACAGCCCAACCCCUGCUAUAUCGUGAGAGGAAAAGUCCAGACGCAGAGAGAGAGAGAGAACAGAGUGGAUUCGCCGCCAGUCGGAGCGCGGACGCAUCAGGCGCGCAACAGGAGCGCCGGUCUCCAGAACGCACGACUGACGAAUGCACUGCAACCAAAUCGACUCAGAAGACUGGGUUAGUUUUAUUGUUAGGGGAAUGAGAUGUGGGGAAACAAACAUAUGGUCUUCUGAAGUGUGAGAGAGAACAGAACAAACUGUGUGCGGUCACGCGCAAAUGGAGACGAAUCGAACCACCCUGCUCUGAAAACAGACCUUCCACAGGUCCGUUACUGCAACUUAAGUUUCAAAUAAAGGAGUCGCCGAACCAGCAACCAAAAAUGAACCUCUCAGAGACCGACUGCGUGUAUGAGAACUUCACCAUGGCAGAGAAAGAGGAGCAGAAACUUUUAUUCGGCAUCGGCACGGAUAAUUUCAUUACACUGCUGGUCUUCGGGCUCAUCUUCACGCUCGGUGUUCUCGGGAACUCCAUGGUCAUCACCGUGCUGGCCCGGAGCAAACCGGGGAAACCGAGGAGCACCACCAACAUCUUCAUCCUAAACCUGAGUAUAGCGGACCUCUCCUAUCUGCUCUUCUGCAUCCCCUUCCAGUCCACCAUCUACAUGAUGCCGUCCUGGGUGUUGGGCGCGUUCAUCUGUAAAUUCAUCCACUACUUCUUCACCGUGUCUAUGCUGGUGAGCAUCUUCACACUCUCUGCCAUGUCCGUGGACAGAUACAUUGCCAUCGUUCACUCAAGAAAGUCCUCCACCAUCCGCGUGGCGAGGCACGCUCUGAUCGGAGUUGUGGUGAUCUGGAUACUUUCUCUGGCUAUGGCUGCGCCCAUCAUGUACUACCAGAACAUUUUCCACAGUGAUAAUUACACGUUCUGCUGGGAGAUUUGGCCAAAUGAGAACCACAAGAAGGUCUAUGUGGUCUGCACCUUUGUCUUUGGCUAUGUCCUACCCCUGCUGCUGAUUUCCUUCUGUUAUGCCAAGGUUUUAAAUCACUUGCACAAAAAACUAAGAAAUAUGUCCAAAAAGUCAGAGGCAUCAAAGAAAAAGACUGCUCAGACAGUGCUGGUGGUGGUGGUGGUCUUCUGUCUCUCCUGGCUGCCCCAUCAUGUGGUUCACCUGUGGGCGGAGUUUGGGAGCUUCCCACUCAACCAGGCGUCGUUUGUGUUACGGGUGGCCGCUCACUGCCUGGCGUACAGCAACUCCUCCGUCAACCCAGUUAUCUACGCCUUCCUGUCUGAGAACUUCAGGAAGGCCUACAAACAGGUGUUCAAGUGUCAGAUUGGCACCAGUGACUCUCCGCUCAUCGACAUUAAGGAGAUCCGCAGCAAAGCGGAGACGCCGCCUUCCACUAACUGCACCAAUGUUUGACUGACGAGGUGUGGAAGGCGAUGUGAAAACCAA
Messenger RNA from Cynoglossus semilaevis (tongue sole), 1832 nucleotides. Its product is annotated as galanin receptor type 1-like. The record is from RefSeq and is a predicted model, not a curated record. Lineage: Eukaryota; Metazoa; Chordata; Actinopteri; Pleuronectiformes; Cynoglossidae. Gene Ontology annotation, molecular function: galanin receptor activity. Gene Ontology annotation, cellular component: plasma membrane. Gene Ontology annotation, biological process: positive regulation of cytosolic calcium ion concentration; negative regulation of adenylate cyclase activity; G protein-coupled receptor signaling pathway. Bases 759 to 1799 code for a protein of 346 amino acids. The transcript is spliced from 3 exons.